Messenger RNA from Cololabis saira (Pacific saury), 2094 nucleotides. RefSeq names its product adenosine deaminase 2-A-like. Gene Ontology annotation, molecular function: adenosine deaminase activity. Bases 15 to 1523 code for a protein of 502 amino acids. Lineage: Eukaryota; Metazoa; Chordata; Actinopteri; Beloniformes; Belonidae. Gene Ontology annotation, biological process: adenosine catabolic process; inosine biosynthetic process. The record is from RefSeq and is a predicted model, not a curated record. The transcript has 9 exons.
UGGGACACAAGGACAUGGUGAUCUCACUCUGCCUGGCUCUGGUCACCUACGUGCCCCUGCUGUGGUUGGUGAGGGAGGCCGAUGGGGUGCCCGACCCCGUCGAGAGGGACCUGCUCAUGCGGCAGGAGGCGUCCAGGCAGACGGGCGGGCUGUUGACCCUGACCCCCGCCGAGAAGAGGCUGGACGCUUACCUCCACCAGCUGAAGGAGCAGGAGAUGUCGGCCGCACACUUCCCCCCGGCUCUGCACUUCUUCAAGGCUAAGCCUCUCAUCCAGAAGAGUACCAUCUUCAAACUGCUGCAGGAGAUGCCUAAAGGCGGAGCCCUCCACGUCCACAGCUCGUCUAUGGUCAGCGCUGAAUGGCUGGUGAAAAAUGUCACGUACCGGCCCAACUGCUACAUCUGCUUCACGUGGGACAACUCUGUCCGCUUCCUGUUCUCGGACCGCCAGCCCUUCCCACGGUGGGACUGCUUCUACUGGCAGCUGCUGGAGACGCUGAGAUCCAGGAUAGGAGACAACGCAGGCUUUGACAACAGUUUAAUCCAGCACCUCACGCUGUUUACUGAGGAUCCAAAUGGUGAAUAUCCGAACCAGAACGUUGUGUGGGAGAAGUUUGAGAAAGCCUUCAUUGCGGCCACCGGGCUGAUCACUCACGCGCCGGUGCUGAAGGAUUACUUCCACCAGGGCCUGGAGGAGCUUUACGCCGACAACGUCAUGUAUCUGGAAGUGAGGAGCAGCCUGUGCAGGACGUACGAGCUGGAUGGAACCAUCCACGAUAGGAUCUGGACUCUGAAAACAUUUCAACAAACUACACAGAACUUUAUAAAAGACCAUCCAGACUUUCUCGGUGUCAGGAUCAUAGUUUCUGUCAACAGGGCGCUGACUGUAGUGGAGGUAAAAGCAGCUGUAAAAGAAACCAUCCAGCUCAAGAAGGACUUCCCAGAUGUGAUUGCAGGAUUUGACAUGGUUGGCAGGGAGAGCAGCGGGAGCACGCUGUGGUACUUCAGAGAGGCCCUCUCUCUGCCAGCCCAGAUGGGAGUAUCGCUGCCGUACUUCUUUCAUGCAGGAGAGACAGACGAUGAAGGGACCGCAGUGGAUCAAAACAUCCUGGACGCUCUUCUGUUCAACACAUCGCGUAUUGGACACGGAUACGCGCUGGCACACCAUCCCGUCGCCAAAGAGCUCUCCAGAAAGAGAAAUGUUGCCGUGGAGCUGUGUCCCAUCUCAAACCAGGUGCUGAAGCUGGUGUCUGACCUGAGGAACCAUCCUGCAGCCGUGCUGAUGUCCGAGGGCCACCCCAUGGUGAUCAGCUCCGAUGACCCGUCUCUGUUUGGGACGACGGGUCUCUCCUACGACUUUUAUGAGGCCUUCGUUGGCAUCGGGGGCCUGAAAGCAAACCUGGGGACUCUGAAGGAGCUGGCGGUGAACUCCAUCAGAUACAGCUCGAUGUCAACUGCUCUGAAGGAUGCAGCUCUCGUCUCGUGGCGGAAAAAAUGGGACGCUUUCAUCUCUAAAAACUCAUGACAACUGAAACUCAGCGGAUCCUGUUUGACUUGAAUGACGUUGGGAUUACAAUUCAACUAAAACGAAGACUUACGGGCCAUCAGCAGUCUUUAAAAAGAAGAAGGAGCUUUAUUUAGGUCAUCAUACCACACCUUGUUUUGGGAAGGUACUGUGAUCAUCAUUGUACUCAUUUCUUUUAAAUCCUCUGGGAAAGAAGGAAAAACCAAUUAACCAUCCUUGCGAGAGAGUAAAGUUAUCUUUUUGCAUCAGUACAAAGUCCAAUCACUGAUGCAAUAAGAAUUAAGGCCAUAACUCACAUAUUUUUUGUCAAGAAAGAGAAAAAGCGAUGUAAAUAAAACAUUCAAACAAAAUGGACAUAAGUUCUGACCAGUGCAUUUCGCAACUUUACUGGUUCACCUUCACUCGGGCCGUUUCUGUGGCCCGUCGCCCCCAAAGACGUGCUGUAUCUUCCAGACUUGAGAAGUGCACUGCUGAACGACGAGUCUGAAGGAGCCGUCUUGGCUCGCUGCCACCUCCAGACAUCUGUCCGUGUCCCUGUUCCUGAUAGCGCCUCCCUGGGGAUGAAACUCAU